Messenger RNA from Lampris incognitus (smalleye Pacific opah), 4259 nucleotides. It is a transcript of the gene tango6, whose product is annotated as transport and golgi organization 6 homolog (Drosophila). The coding region runs from base 60 to 3524 and encodes 1154 amino acids. Lineage: Eukaryota; Metazoa; Chordata; Actinopteri; Lampriformes; Lampridae. Gene Ontology annotation, biological process: protein secretion. The record is from RefSeq and is a predicted model, not a curated record. The transcript has 18 exons.
CCCAGUUUGACCUGCUGUCUGUGUAAUUUUCACUUACCAACGAAUAAUACCAACGAAUAAUGGCAGAGACUUCAGCUUUCAUCUCUGCGUUAAAUCUCCUGACGAAAGUUGUCGGCGAGGUCUCCACACAUGAUGCUCAAUCCUCACAGCAGAAGGCAGUUAUGGCAGCACUGCAGGCCAAUCAAGCCAUGUUACUGGAGCAAUUAAAGAGUGAAAAGAGAUUUGAAGAUGUUAGGAAGCUGAGGGAGGAGACGAGAGCUCAGGCGGCCUGGUUCUGUAUUGACACAGGAGACACAACAUGGAGCUUUGUUCAAGAGUGCCUCCUCCUGCUCCUUGCCUUAGCACAACAUCUUACUGUCCAGCUGGAACUCUUCAACCAGAGCUCUGCUCCUGCGGGUCCUAAACUACAUACUCCAGAGAUGGCCCCACCCUUAGCUCCAGAUGUCCUUAGUGUAAGCCAACAGAAGACAAUUGGGGCAGCUCUGCAGUUUGUGAUCUCUCUGGGACUCUGCCCUUACUUGGCACCAGGGGUUGGUGUGCCACUGCGGCGCAGAUCUGCAUUUGGGGCAAUGGUGGAAGGGUUGGUCCAUGGUGACAUAGUACCUGCAGUUGAACGCCGCCUACUGGUCAUCACAAAUGUCCUGUUGCAGAUGGCAGAGCUGGCAUCUUUUGCCACACUGAUCUUCACACGACACUUGGGGGAUGUAAUAGCAGCUCUGUGCCAGCUGGGCUAUAGGCCACACCAGUCUAACAGAGGCAGCACUAAUCAAGAAAAGGAAAUCAGUACUGAAGAACGUGAAACCUGCAGGGAGGCCCUCAGAAGCCUUCUGGGUAAAGUCUACCAGCCAAUUGCUAUCAAAGAACUGCUAAUCCUCCAAGGUGGACCAAAACAGACUGCCCCGGUGGCAGGAUCCCAUGGCACAAUCAGCAAGGUGGCUCUGGGAGCAGCUCCCACUUGGCUGAGGCGUCUCUGUGGUCAGCUUCUGUCUGACAGGCUGAUGCAGCCUGAUGGGGUUCAAGCUGUAGUCAGAGCCAUUUUGGAGGGAAGUACAGGUGGAGAGUCAGACUGGAGGAAGUGUGACAGCGUGGCCAGAAUCCUGGUAGCCUGCCCUCAGCAGUCUGUCUCACAAGACAGCUACUACAGACAGGUUUGCCCUCAGAUUGUAGCACUCCUGCACUUCAAAGACAAACUAACAGCACGGCAGUUUCAGCGUGUGGCCACCAGGGCAGUACUCACCAUGGUGGAGGGCAAGCCACACUUUGCCAAGCAGCAUCUCUUAGACUGUCUUCUUGGACCACUCCAGCGCUGUCUCAUCUUGACUGGUCAGAAACAUAGCCAAAUCAGUGUUUGUGAGAGUGAUUCCCAAGGCACUGUAGAGGAAUGGGAGCUAACAUGUUGUGUGGAGGACUUAUACAAGAUCUGGGUGGUAGGGAACAGUCCAUCAGAUCCUCUGAUGAAGGCUAUGGAGGAGGUGCUUCCAGUUCUCUUCACACUGCACUGUUUUACCAAGCAGAGCGUUUCCCACCUACGAGGCCCCUGUCAGGAGAUCUUGCUGUGGUACCUGGGUCACAUAGAGCACUCAAAGGCCCUGUCAGUUCUGAGGCAACUCUCGGGCCUUAGUGAACAGCAAAAUGAAGUAGCACCAGAAUUCCACUUCACUCCUGGCAGCAAUGGAGGGGCUACACUGAGCCCAAAGCCAAUCAUCAGUGAUGCCGAUGAUGCACUGUAUGAACAACUGUCAGAGGAACAGUGGAGGUUGGAGUGUCUAGUUCACCUGUUGGCUGAGCUCCGGGACAGUGACCUUCCUGGAGACUUUUUCUUGGAGCUUCUGCAGGAGCUGACUAACUGGGCCACAGAAGAAGAGGAGGAAGAGGAACAAGAAGUGGAUGUGUCGGCCAUGACUCUCAUGGAGUUGGAGAAGCAGCUGUUGGAGCGCACUGCUGGCCGUGGUCAAAGACUUGUCUUGCUGCAGGUGAUAGCAGUGUUGUGCGAGGGUCUGCCUCAUACUCUGCUGCUAAGGAAAAUGACGCAGGUUGUUGACUUCAUGGUGUCCCUUCUUCAGAGGGCCUGUAUAGGUUUGGGCCAAGACCUUGCUCCUGGUACUGAGAAUCCAGUGGAGAACCAGACUCUCAACAUGGGAAUGGGGCUGAUAGCCACCCUACUCUCUGGACCACAGCUCAGUGCAGCGGACUAUACCUCUAUGUUGAGGCUUCUUCCAUCAUUGGCAGAGCUAUCCCAGAAACACCCUGAGGUGGUUAUCCAGGAGCUGGCAUCCAACCUAAGAGUUGUUAUCGCCACACAUGGAGUCUACAGGCCAGAAAGCCUUCCAGCCACUGACCAGCGCACCAGGAACCCUGAAACAACACAGAACAACCAAAAAGUGUGUUCCAUGAAGCAGCAAAAAAUGCAACCUCAAACAAAAGACUCACAUGUGUCACACUACAAUCUUCAUUCAUCUGCUGUGGACACCAUUCAUAACUCCCCUACUCCUCACACACUUGCCAACACUGCAUCCACUGCCCAGCCUAAAAAAAACCCACACCCAAACCGAACUCAUGCUAGCUUUGAUGCUGAAGACCCCCAAGCCAAAGACAUUAAUCAAACCCUGACAAAGUUGUUCACCUCUGGGCACAAUGAGUACACCAAGACCCCUGAAGCUUUUGCACCAGACAGAGGUAUUAAGUCAGGAGAGAGGAACUCUGGCAUUACUAACACUGGGCCUCCCACAAAGGCUUUUUCCGAUUUGCUAUUGGAGGCAUGUGACCCUGAUGUGCCAACCCGAGCAGUGGCCCUGAGGGCACUAACACGGAUGAUACAGGAUGGGAUUGCAGACACAGUGGAGGCCCAAGAGAAGGUCCUCAUGCUCUUCUUGGAAAACCUGGAGCAUGAUGACGCCUUUGUGUACCUGUCUGCCAUUCAAGGUCUUGCUGUGCUAGCUGACUCCUUUCCCGAGAAGAUCCUGCAAAAACUUCUGGGAGAGUUCCAGAACAACCCCUCUCUACCCACCUCUGACAAACAAAACUCAUUGGAAACACGCCUCAAAAUAGGAGAGGUCCUGAUGAGAGCCAGCAGGGCAAUGGGUGACCUGGCACCUCACCUGGGCCGUCCUCUGAUCGGGGUUUUCUUGCGGGGGACGAGAGACCAGGAUCAGACAGUCCGAGCCAGCUGUCUGUCCAACCUUGGAGAGCUGUGCCAGAAAAUGGACUAUGCUCUGGGACCUCUAGCUCAAGAGUUAAGCUGCUGUCUAACUGCAUUGAUAAAGACGGAGAAGGAGGCAGAGGUGAGGAGAGCUGCCGUUCAUGUUAUUGCCUUGCUCCUCCGAGGCCUCAGUGACAAAACUACCCAGGUUCUCAGUGAUGUCCUGUUAGACUUGUAUCGAGCUCUAAAAUGGGUGGUACGGUCGGACCAAGAUGACAUCACUGUGCUCCAUGCCCAGCUGGCGUUAAAGGAGCUCGAUGAUGUCAUGAUGAAGUUCAUCUUUCCUGACCAGAAGCUGGAGAAGAAGAUUGUGGUUUUGCCAUAGAGAUCAAACAUUUUAUUAGUGUGUGUUCACAACCCUGCAGGCGGCAUACUUCACUUUUAACAACUAUUUCUUAUGUGCCACUCCUACCUAUCCGGAUUUUACACUGAGGAUCUUUAAGGGAUUUUGGAUAGAAAGCAUUUUUGCUUCUGAAGGAUGUUUUCAUUUGGAAUCCAAAUUCCUUCUAUUUUGUUCUAUUGGACAGUGAUUUUUUUUUAAAAUUUGGAUAUAUGUGUUAGUUUGGAUAUAUGUGUUAUGUUUCCUAUUUUGUUUAUAUGUGUUAGUUUGGAUAUAUAUGUUCUUGUAGUUUUUUGGAUAUGUGUUUUUGGCUUGUGUUGCACAGCUGUGGGCUGGGGGAAACAAUAUUUCAUUGAUAUUUCAUGACAAAUAAAGUGUUCCUGAUUCCUUUGUAUGUCUUUUUGUGGUCAUGACUUAGAGAAAACCCCCAGAAGACAUGCACAUGCACAGUAUAUUCUGCAUGCACACAAGCCAAAUCAAUUAGCUUCAUAGUUAAUACCAAAUUCAUAAAACAUUCAAAUUAUAGAACGUUUGAUAGAAGUAAACAAUUAAAAGGGCAAUAUGUUAUUAUAAUCUUGGGGAAAUAUGGAACAUCAAAUCUAAAAAAAAAUUUGUCAGUGUAGCAUUUUAAAUUUAACUUCACAUUUAUGAAUUUUUUUCUUUUUGUUUGUUUUUUUGUUUUUGUUUUGUGCAGAAUGUCAAAUCCAAGUUUUUGGUACA